Rhinichthys klamathensis goyatoka is the source of this 1470-nucleotide messenger RNA. It is a transcript of the gene sigirr, whose product is annotated as single immunoglobulin and toll-interleukin 1 receptor (TIR) domain. The transcript is spliced from 9 exons. The record is from RefSeq and is a predicted model, not a curated record. The coding region runs from base 97 to 1434 and encodes 445 amino acids. Lineage: Eukaryota; Metazoa; Chordata; Actinopteri; Cypriniformes; Leuciscidae. Gene Ontology annotation, biological process: signal transduction.
ACAGACUCGCUGCGCACCUUCCGCGUUUAUAUGACACGCACUGCUAGCAACAUCUACAGCCUCUGUUUUCACGGUUAAAGUGCGUUAGUCAACUUCAUGACGAACUAUUUUACAAGUACACUCUUUCAUGAAAGGAUUUAUCAGAGGACUGCGAUGUGGCGUUGUCAUUUCAUUCUGUAUCUGACAUGUCUCGCGUUUACUCAGUCUGCGGAUCCGCUUUGUAGCAGCGUUCCAGACUUCAAGCAUGAUCAAACUCAGUCGGUUUCUGGGACGCUCGGACACAGCCUGGUCCUCCAAUGCAAAGCCUCCAUGGGUUUGAACCGCACAGAUUCAGACUGUAAAGACCACCUGGAGUGGAUGAAAGACGGCACACCGCUGACCAACCUCACCAUCUACCCUCAAAAUGUACUAAACUGGGUCACAGAUGAGGGUCACAUCAUUAAGAGCACUGAUCUAACACUGACUCUGAGAGAUCGGGCUGAUUUUGGGGUGUAUUUCUGCGUGGUGAGGAACAGCACAGCGCAAUUCAACGUUAAAGAAUACAAAUCCCCAAGUCACAGCGGAGCAGUGGUUGCGUCGGUAGUCCUGUUGGUUGUACUCGCUCUUGCAGCGGUGGUCUAUUCCAAGUGUCGACUCAACUUUAAACUGUGGUAUAAGAAUAUUUCUGAAGAGUAUGAGCUUAAUGAUGGCAAAAUGUAUGACGCCUACAUCUCAUAUGUCAACAAUGAGAAUGACAGGAAGUUUGUCAAUUUUAUCCUGAAGCCUCAUUUGGAGAACAAGUACAGUCAUAAACUUCUACUCAACGACACAAACAUCCUUCCUGGAGCCGAGCCGUCUGCAGAGCUGCUGAUGAACAUUAGUCGCUGUCGACGGCUGAUUGUGGUGCUUUCUCAGGCGUACCUGGAGCAGGAGUGGUGCACCACCAACUUUAGGCAGGGUCUGUGGCAUCUGCUGGAGCUGUCGAGGAAGCCCAUUUUCAUCACAUUUCAGUCGCAGCAGAAGCAAAUAAGCCAGGACAUCAGUCAACAGCUGAGACAACACCAACCUCGAAUCACAACAAUCACCUGGGGCGCACACUCCAUGACCCCUUCUUCAGGGUUCUGGAAGGAGCUUGCGUUGGCAAUGCCGCGUAAGGUGACGUUUCACAGGGAGUCGGCGGGCGAUCCACAGACUUUGUUGCAAGGUGAUAAAGAUCCGAUGCUCACGCAGCAGCCUGAUUACCUGGACUGCAGACCGGACCCAGAUCCCGCAGGAGACCUGGGUUUGCGUUUGCCCAUCUACAAGACCCUUCCCUCCAAAGCUCCAGUGCUUCCUGCUGGUCCAGGUGAGACGGAUGAACCCAAACCCCCAGAGAUAGAUGUAUCUGACCUCGGCUCGAGGAACUACGCCGCCCGCACAGACUUUUACUGCCUGGUCUCCGAGGACGAUAUAUGAGACACACACUCCUGUUCCUUUUUGCACUUUUAAGUC